Penicillium pulvis is the source of this 1284-nucleotide messenger RNA. RefSeq lists its product as uncharacterized. NCBI's taxonomy places the organism in Eukaryota, Fungi, Ascomycota, Eurotiomycetes, Eurotiales, Aspergillaceae. The record is from RefSeq and is a predicted model, not a curated record. Gene Ontology annotation, molecular function: FAD binding; monooxygenase activity. The transcript is spliced from 2 exons. Bases 1 to 1284 code for a protein of 427 amino acids.
AUGGGUUUCGAAAACAAGCGCGUCGUCAUUGUCGGCGGCGGCCUCGGUGGCAUGGCGUUCCUGAACGCUGCUCUGUACGCCGGGCUGAAGAACGUGCAACUUUAUGAGCAAGCACCACAAUUCGCCGAGGUCGGUGCCGGCGUCAAUAUCACAUCUAACGCAAACCGUGUCCUUGAUGCCUUUGGUCUGCAAGAGAGCAUGACUCGCAAGUCCUCGCGUAAGCUGCCUUGCUAUAUGGAGUACCACAGCUACAAGAGCGGCGAUUACCUGGGCCACAUCGAAGAGUUCUCAAACCCCCCUGCCCGUCUAUUGCACCGUGCCCACUUGCUCGAUUGUCUCAAAGAGCGCGUUCCCCAGUCUAGCUUGAACCUGGGCAAGCACCUUGUCUCGAUCGACCGAAACACCAGCGAGGGUUCCGCUCCUUACACUCUGCGCUUUGAAGAUGGUACCACUGCCGAGGCCGAUAUCGUGAUUGGAUGUGACGGCAUCAAGUCUAAUGUGCGCCGGGAUAUGGGUCUGGGCGACUCGCCCAACUACUCCGGUCAGGUCGUAUACCGUGGCUUCGUCGACUACAAGGACUUGCCCGAAGAGACUGCACAGCUGCUUCGCAAGACAGUCAACUUCCGUGGUCCCAAGCGCCACGUCCUGAUCUUGCCAAUUGGCAAUCAGGAGACAAAGACUGAUCGUGCUGCCAUUAUCGGGUUCAUGUCGGAGUCCCUCGAUUCUUGGGACUCGGAAAGCUGGAUGUCUCGCUCUGAUAUUGAUAGUCUGCAAGAGCACGUCCGCGACUGGUGCCCGCAGGUUCAGGACAUCAUUGCUGGACUCCGCAAGAGCUCGCCUGACCAGAAGAUGCUGAAGCAGGCGCUUUACGUGCGCGACCCAAUUGAUAAGUGGUAUGAAAUGAAAGAGGGCCAAAAGGAUGCCGGUAUCAUCCUUCUUGGUGACUCUGCUCACUCCACUCUUCCCCACCAAGGCCAGGGUACUUGUAUGGCCAUCGAGUCUGGCGUUGCACUGGCAACUGUGCUGCGUCACUGGAAGAAUGAUGAUCUGCAGGGAGCUUUCCAAUUCUACCAAGAUCUGCGCAAGCCCCGGACAGACCGUGUUACACAGACCAGCUACGAAGCUGGCAAGCUCGGUAGCUCAGAGUCGCCGGACGAAAUGAACGAUAAAUUCAACCCUACCGCUCUUGGGGAGCGUAUGAAGUGGAUUAUGGAGUACAAUGUGCUGGAGGACUUGAAGAUCAAAGGAGCCGAACUUCUGGAUUUCCACGACUCUCGACUUUAG